This is a messenger RNA of Anopheles stephensi (Asian malaria mosquito), 783 nucleotides long. RefSeq lists its product as uncharacterized. The transcript has 2 exons. NCBI's taxonomy places the organism in Eukaryota, Metazoa, Arthropoda, Insecta, Diptera, Culicidae. The coding region runs from base 354 to 545 and encodes 63 amino acids. The record is from RefSeq and is a predicted model, not a curated record.
CGUUGUGGAGGAGAUGUGGCCGGUAAGGUGCCCCACCCAAAUCGAACCGAACCGGGCCGACCAAGCGGCAUCGCAUGGAUUUCAGCUCAAGUGCUUCCCGCGCCGUUGCAGGUGACCCGCCGGUGUGGCCGAUACCACAUUUUCGUAAGCUUUAUUUACGUUCAGCAUAACGGCUGCGUGCAAACGACACACCGUGACAAAGCUGUGAUCAAACAAUUUCACUCUAUGGUGUAUAUAAAGCCAGCGACAAUUGGCCGUACUGCAUCAUUCACAGUACUUAGUGCAUCGUGCGAUCAUCAUCAUCAGCAGCAGCAGCCGCACCAGCUCCCACCCAAGUCCAAAUUACUACAAAGAUGAAGCUUCUGAUUGUGUCCUUUGCCCUGUUCGUGCUGGCCGUGGCGCUCGUGUCCGCGCUGCCAGCCGUGAAUGAUGAAUCCAUCCUCGGUGGCGAUGUGUACGAGGCGGAAGUGGACAGUUUCAACCCGCAAGACCCGCAAGCCUUCCUGAAGCUGAAGAAGCUGAAGAAACUGCUGUUCCUCGGUUAGAUCCUCCCCCUGUGGAUACUGUGCUCGCGAUGAAACCGUUAGGAGGUGCAAGCUCUGCAAAAGCCAUACAUCAACUCUGCCUUGUGCCGCAUUUCCAUUUUAACGCAAGAUGUCAUCCUUCCAGAGCACGUAGAACCUAAGUUUGAUACUGUUUUAUUUUUUUCAGUGUGUGUUUUCACAAUAUCGCCCACCUUUACACGUUUUUUUAAAUAUACACUUUUAUGUUGUUAGCGUGUGA